Messenger RNA from Andrographis paniculata, 1697 nucleotides. RefSeq names its product succinate--CoA ligase [ADP-forming] subunit beta, mitochondrial-like. Gene Ontology annotation, molecular function: metal ion binding; ATP binding; succinate-CoA ligase (ADP-forming) activity. The record is from RefSeq and is a predicted model, not a curated record. Gene Ontology annotation, cellular component: mitochondrion; succinate-CoA ligase complex. Lineage: Eukaryota; Viridiplantae; Streptophyta; Magnoliopsida; Lamiales; Acanthaceae. Bases 235 to 1503 code for a protein of 422 amino acids. Gene Ontology annotation, biological process: tricarboxylic acid cycle; succinyl-CoA metabolic process. The transcript has 12 exons.
GGUCAAAGUCCGCAAAUCGCACAGCUCUGAACGGGUUGGUAGGCUCUGCUUUCUUCCACCAGCGAAGAUCAGCUUUUUCUGCCGCCGGCGCCGCCGCUUUCCCGCGUCUCUGAUUUAGGGUUUCACUUCCCCGUUGAUUGAUUGAUCUCCAAUUUUUUAUUUUAUUUUUUUCUGUGCUCGAGUCGAUCUUGACGAAAAGGAUCUGAAUAGAGGAGAAGAGGAAUUUAUUACGAAAUGGUGAGAGGAUUGCUGGGAAAGCUCGCCACUCGAUCUAUCUCCGUUGCCGGAAAAUGGCAGCAGCAGCAACUCCGUCGCCUGAACAUCCACGAGUAUCAGGGGGCUGAGUUGAUGAGCAAGCAUGGAAUCAAUGUCCCAAAAGGCGUGGCAAUUGGCUCUAUUAGUGAAGUCAAUAAAGUUCUGCAAGAAAUAUUUCCCAAUCAUAGUGAGGUGGUGGUGAAGUCUCAAAUCCUUGCUGGUGGCCGAGGGUUGGGAACAUUUAAGAGUGGUCUCCAGGGAGGAGUUCAUAUUGUGAAGGCUGAACAGGUUGAGGAUAUUGCUGGAAAAAUGCUUGGGCAAAUACUUGUUACAAAGCAAACUGGACCUCAAGGAAAAGUUGUCAGCAAGGUAUACUUGGCUGAGAAGUUAUCUCUUGUGAAUGAGAUGUACUUUGCAAUCACUUUAGAUCGUAAAUCUGCUGGUCCUCUGAUUAUUGCCUGCAAGAAAGGAGGGACUAGUAUCGAAGAUCUUGCAGAGAAGCAUCCAGAACUGAUUGUAAAGGUACCGAUUGAUGUUUUCACAGGAAUUACUGAUGAGGAUGCUGUCAAGGUAGUUGAUGGGUUAUCUCCCCAAGUGGCUGAUAGAAAUGCUUCAAUCGAACAAGUGAAGAAGUUAUAUGAACUCUUUUGCAAAUGUGACUGCACUUUGCUGGAGAUCAAUCCCAUUGCUGAGACUUCUGAUAAACAGUUAGUUGCUGCUGAUGCAAAACUCAACUUUGAUGACAAUGCUGCUUUCCGUCAGAAAGAUAUUUUUGCUCUUAGAGAUCCGACUCAAGAAGAUCCUCGCGAGGUUGCUGCUGCCAAAGCUGAUUUGAAUUACAUUGGUUUAGACGGAGAAAUUGGUUGCAUGGUGAAUGGUGCUGGGUUGGCCAUGGCUACCAUGGAUAUAAUUAAGUUACAUGGAGGCACGCCGGCCAAUUUUCUUGAUGUUGGCGGAAAUGCUUCCGAGGGCCAGGUUGUCGAAGCUUUUAAAAUUUUGACUUCGGAUGAGAAAGUGAAGGCUAUUCUCGUGAACAUUUUCGGAGGAAUCAUGAAGUGUGAUGUAAUAGCUAGCGGAAUCGUGAAUGCUGCCAAGCAGGUUCAACUAAAAGUACCUGUCGUGGUUCGUCUCGAAGGCACGAACGUAGAUCAAGGAAAGAGAAUUCUGAAGGAAAGCGGGAUGUCAUUGAUCACCGCCGAGGAUUUGGACGACGCGGCUGAGAAAGCAGUGAAAGCCUCAGCAAACUGAUUACACAUUUCUUCGCACUUGUCAAUUCAUUGUCGCAGAGAUUCACCCGUAAAUCGACGGGUUUCCAGCAUUGGUCGAUCAAUAAUACAUUUUUGUAGGAGCAAAAUCAUCCCAUUUCUUGGUAAGAUUACACAUUAUAUAAAUUAUUGCCAAGAAAUUACGAUUUUCUUUUCAAUUCAUGAUUUUAUUUGCUA